This is a messenger RNA of Micropterus salmoides (largemouth bass), 6405 nucleotides long. RefSeq names its product tubulin, gamma complex associated protein 6 (gene tubgcp6). Gene Ontology annotation, molecular function: gamma-tubulin binding; microtubule minus-end binding. The record is from RefSeq and is a predicted model, not a curated record. Lineage: Eukaryota; Metazoa; Chordata; Actinopteri; Centrarchiformes; Centrarchidae. Gene Ontology annotation, biological process: mitotic cell cycle; spindle assembly; cytoplasmic microtubule organization. The transcript is spliced from 25 exons. Gene Ontology annotation, cellular component: spindle pole; centrosome; gamma-tubulin complex. The coding region runs from base 324 to 5996 and encodes 1890 amino acids.
GCCCCGCGGCAGAUGACGGAGAUGAAUGAAGCGACUAGCUAGCAGUUAGCUAGCGACAACAACAUCACCGCAUUGAAUUUCCACUAAUAUGCUGGAACAAUAAAACACUGAAUAAUAAAGACGUUUGGGAGCUGUGUAGCGGACCCACCUACUUGGUUCCGUAUGGUUGGCACAUCAGCUAAGCAGGACAGCCUGUUGUUCCGGGAGGGCUUGCUAAUAAACGUUAGCAUGCAUGUACAGGAGUCACUUGGGGUCUAUGCAACAUUGAAACGGUCUGAAUCAACGGAACACUAUAUCAAGAAGGUGAAGGCAACAGUGCUACCAUGUUCCCGAGCCAUACCAACCCCAUGAAGCCCAGCUGCAACAGCAGCAGCAUCACUGAGCUGCUGGGAGCCCUGUGUGACUCCAGCCUGUCUGGGGUGUCAUGGAAGCGCCGUGCCCUCGGAGGAGUCUCAAGAGAAGGUUUCCACAGAGCUCUCAAGAAGCGAGCCUAUGGCGCCCUGCUGUCCAAGCUAUUUCAAGAUGGCGCCAAAGGAUCUGCCUCAGGCCCGAGUGCCACAGAUAAUACACCACCCAGAAACAAAGUCCUGAUGAUAUGUUUUGACUUGCGUGUGGCAGGGUGCCGAGAGGAAGCAGAGAGGUUGGAAGAGCAGCUGGGGAGGCUGCCGGAGGGAGCAUCCUCUGGGCUGAAGGAAGUAGACGCAGUCCUUGAGCUCUUGGUGCAUCUAGCUGGUUCGGCACCUCCACCCCCUGCCUCUUUCAGCAGGGACUACAUGAGACGAGAGAGGCCCGUGCUGCGGAGGCCUCAACCCUGGGGCUACCAGAGCGAGGAGCUGCAGAGGCUAGAGGCGCGGGCAUGGGGUCUAGUGUGUGGGGAGGAGUGGGGGACUUUGGAGAGUUUGUGUGGAACUCAGAGGUUGAUGGAUACCCCUCCAGGCACAGGACUGCUUGCUCCGAGGAAUAAAUUGGAAGCAGAAGAAAGAUUUGAGAGGGAAACCAGGCUGACGUUGUUUGGAGCACUGCAGCACACUCGCACCACAGACAUAGACAUAAGACUGGACCUGCCUCCUGUUCCCAGUAAUAUUGAUGUAACUGGGCUGGCUAUAAGGGUCCCUUCCUGUUUAGAUCAGUCUGAGGAUGAGGGCUUCCAGUCAGCUUCCAACCUGACCCCAGACUCUCAGUCAGAGCCCAGCCCCAUUCCAGACAUUGACAUAUGGGAGGCUGUUCGCACGUUUGAGCCUCGAAGACGCCGCUGCUGGGAGUCUGUUGGCUGCCCACCUGGAAAAAGGGAGUCGCUCUAUCUAACCGAGGGAGGCAGGGAGGCUUUUGACCAACUCUAUCGUCUAUGGGAGGGGGAGAUGAGGUUGGUCAGCAAUAGUGCACUCUCUUCUCUCCUCCCGCUUCCCCUGGAUUCUCAGACACAACUGGUGUCUGACCUUCUUAACGUCUUGAUCGGAGUGGCGUCCACCACCUUCCCUCUCAACCAGAGUGUUCACUUUGACGUCAGACCUGGUGUGUGCGUGUCAGGAGCCUCUCCAGAGAGUGUGUCUCGUCUCUUGGGGGAGCUGGCCGAGUACGGCACCUACUACUUGAGGCUUAGCCGCUUUUCUCUGCAGAGUGCUGACAAAAAAGGCCUAGUCUUUCAGGCUUUCACAGGUGGUCUGCGGAAGUAUCUGCAUUACUACAGGGCUUGUGUUCUUAGCACUCCGCCCAUCCUCAGCCUGUUGACUAUUGGCUUCCUCUUCCGCAAAGUGGGCCGCCAACUAAGGUACCUGUCAGAACUGUGCUGUGUAGAUGGGCCUUUGGGUGCAGGCCAGGCUACCUUCCCUGUGGGUGUUAAACUACUGUCCUACCUGUACAAUGAAGCACAGAAUAACUGCAGCAACGAGAACUAUCCAGUCCUGCUAUCGCUGCUGAAGAGCAGCUGUGAGCCUUAUACACGGUUUGUGUCUGACUGGGUGUAUAACGGCGUGUUUCGAGAUGUUUACGGAGAAUUCAUGAUCCAGGUCAAUGAGGACUAUCUCAGCUUCAGAGACAAACACUUCUGGCUCCAAGGCUACACUCUGAUCUCAAAGGAUGUGGAGGAUUGUGUGCCCACCUUCCUGAGACACAUCGGCAAUGACGUCUACGUCUGUGGAAAGACCAUCAACCUCCUCAAGAUCUGCUGCCCACAGCACUACAUCUGCUGGUCGGAGCUGCCAGUGCCUCGCAUUGCUGUCACCUUCUCCAUCCAGGAGGUAGAGGAGAUUGAGAGGGACUGUGCUGUGUACCGUGGACGAAUGGAGAGGAUUGCUAAGCACAGCGCCAUCAGCAGGGAGGAGCAAGCCCAGCGAGCAGAGCAGGCACGCCAGGAGCUGAUUGAUCAGGUCAGAGAGUCAGCAGCCAAAACCCUGGAGAGCAUCCGCGGGCGGCAGGUGUCACAACGUCUGGCUGAGGAGGCCAUAAAGAGGGAGCGUUUUGAGGAGCUGAAACAGCACCUGGAACAGGAGCAAGAGUGGCGAAGUGCAGCCAAGAAAAAGCAGGAGGAGGAUGACUUCAGCUUUGCCAGAGAGCUGAGGGACAGAGAGAAGAGACUACAAGCCCUGGAGGAGCAACUGGAGCAGAGAGCCAGGAAGGAGCUGAUUGCUCAGUACAGCCGUCUUUCAGAGGAAGCAGCUCGAAGAGAGAGGCGGGCCAUGUGGCGAGUGCAGAGAAUGAGACUUGAUGAAGCCCGUGCUCAGUUCUUCAUGCAUGACAGCCAUCAGAUUCAGACAAUGUUAGAAAAAUAUCCCUUAGGCCAGGCGAGACCUCCCAGUGAAGUAUUGCCAUCUGUUCCCUCAGCACAGCAGACUGCAACACAACCAACACUGGAAUUACCCACUCAGGAUCUGUGUGAACAGCAGCCAGCGAAGACUCAAGAAGCUGAUGCUGUUUCACCACCACCUUACCCAUUGUCUGAUUCCACCCUCACCCCCUUUACAGUAGACCCCGUCCUCAUUUCUGAGGACAUUGACAUCAGUGAUUUUUUCCCUAAGUCACCAAAUCCUGACAGUCAGCAGGUGGACAUGGCCCUGCAGGAGAUUGGCUCUGACCUACCUGAAGUGUGUCCUACAGCACAACUAGUAGACUAUGACUUCAGUGCCCCAUUUAGUCCACUUGAGGGUAUCACUGGCCAAGCCUCAGCCCAGCCCAGGCCUCGCUGGGGACCUGCAGUCCAGCCUGACUUGAUCCAAAACCACCCCUCUUUUUCUCACAUUCCCAUAGGAGGGAACAUGUCUCAAGUCCAGGAGACUCUCCCCAAAGCCAGCCUCUUUAGCCAAGCCUCCAAAUCUAGCCUUCUUCUAGGCCAGCACACCCUAGAGGAGCCCCAAAAUACAUCUAAAGCAAGCAUUUAUGGACAUCCCUCUCAUGCCUCAGUGCAACUAGUAGAUGGGAGUGGCUUAGUGACAUACAACAAGCAGAUGGAAGUUGCAUCUAUUAUAGAACAGACGACUGAAAUAAGGAAUUUGGAAAGUAAAGUCAAGGCAAAUGAGGAUAAUGGGAAAUCUGUUGAGGCUUCAAAAGAAGAUGAUGUGGUUGAUACUGUCCCUUCCCUACACAAAGCAGUAACAAGUCUUUCUGACUGUGGUGGGAUUGAAUCACCUGAUGCAAGCACUAAAGACCACAGCUCAGAUGCUCAAGAGAAAGCUGCUGAAAUUAUGUCUUUGCCAAACAUUCAUGUCUCCAGUGCACACCUAAAAGCUGGUAAGCUGGUUUCAGAUAAUGUUGCCCUGCAGCCUUCAGCUAGAAUCCAUGGACAUUCCUCUGAUUCUCUCAUAAAGAUUGGAGUGUUUGCAUCAGAAGUAACUACUCUUCCAUCUCCUAACGUCCACGGCCAUGCCUCGGAUUCACACAUGAAGAUUGGAGAACAUGUUUCGGAAGUUGAUGCUCCUCUACGUUCCUCCAGUGUUCAUGGUCACUCUUCUGAUGCUCACAUUAAAGUUGGGGAAAACAUUUCAGACUUUGUUGCGCCUCUUCCUACUCCAAAUAUCCACGGUCAUGUCUCAGAUGCCCACAUCAAAGUCGGUGAACAUGUUUCAGAUGUAGUUGCCCAACUGCCCUCCCUCAGCGUUUAUGGUCACAGUUCAGAUGCCCACAUUAAAGUUGGAGAAAAUGUUUCGGAUGUUGUUGCACUACUUCCCGCUCCCAGCAUCCAUGGGCACUCUUCUGAUGCUAAUAUAGAAGUUGGUGGGUUUAUGUCUAACAUACCUGAAGCAAGACUUCGUUUGAGUAAACAUGGACAUGCCUCAGACUGUACCCUUCAAUCAGGCUGUGCAGUAUCUGGAACUGAACCCGCCUUGUCUGCUUUACCUGGAAGCUCUUACGGUCACUCCUCAGACUCAGCGUUGGGUACAGGAUGUUUAGUUUCAGGAAGUGAACCCAAACGUUCUCCUCUACCUGGCAGUGCCCAUGGUCAUUCUUCAGACUCCAAUUUAGGCAUCGGAUGUGUUGUGUCCAAAACUGAACCACUUCAGUCACCACUACCCGGCAGCGCCUACGGCCACUCCUCUGAUUCAGCGCUGGGGGUGGGUUGCGUGGUGUUGGGGGCUGAGCCACAACCCUCUGGACUACCAGGCAGCACUUACGGCCACUCAUCAGAUUCUUCACUUGCAGUUGGGUGCGUGGUAAAGGGCAACAAUAGUGGACAUCAGCAGAAGACAGAGGACAAUGAAGAUGGUUAUAGGUUUGACCACCCUGGUGAACAGCUGGUCGAGAGCAUGGCAUCCUGGGCAGAGGGGUUUGGAUUGUCCCCUGGAGAAAAGUCUGAGCAGGAAUACCUCCUGGCUUUGUGUGCUCAGUACCAGGUGGAAUACUACGAAGACUGCUACAACCUAAUGGCUUCGUCCCCCGAGUGUCAGCUGCUGAAGCAGGUAACUCGGGGACCCUGGGGCCUUCCUAUGGACCCCACACUCCGCAGAGCCACUGACACCACUGCUGUCCAACUCAGCGAGAUGGUUUCCCUGCCAGUUCUGAUAAAACACUCUGUCACUACCCCGCUCAUCACACAUGUAUCUUUGGUGAACAAGGCAGUGGUGGACUACUUCUUUGUGGAGUUGGGGGUGGAAAGACACUUUGAGGCGUUGCGCCACUUCCUGCUGAUGGAGGAUGGCGAGUUCGCACAGUCCCUCAGCGACCUGCUCUUUGAAAAGCUGGGCAGUGGCCAGACUCCCGGUGAGCUGCUGACCCCCCUGGUCCUGAACUCCAUCCUCAGUAAGGCCCUGCAGUACAGCUUACAUGGGGACACCCCUUUAGCUGGCAACUUCACCUUCGCUCUACGCUUCCUCCCGGAGACCUUCCACCCGCACGCCCCCGAUUCUCUCAACUGUCUGGAGCUACGCUACAAGGUGGACUGGCCACUGAACAUCAUCAUCACGGACAGCUGCAUGAACAAGUACAACCGUCUGUUCUCGUUCCUGCUACAACUCAAACACAUGGUGUGGAGCCUCCGUGAGGUCUGGUUCCACCUCAAGAGAACAGCGCUGGUGAAAGGUGCAGGUCGUUCGGUGCAGUUUCAUCAGCUGCAGCUAUACAGACAUGAGAUGCAGCAUUUUGUCAAGGUGAUACAGGGUUACAUCGCCAACCAGAUCCUGCAAGUGUCCUGGAGCGAGUUCACAGCCAAGCUGGCCACUGCCAGCGACCUGGAUGCCAUCCACCGCACACAUGCAGAUUACCUCAACAGAGCCAUCUUCAGGGGUUUGCUGACAGAGAAAGCGGCUCCGGUCAUGAACAUCAUCCACAGCAUCUUCAGCCUGAUCCUCAAGUUUCGGGCCCAGCUGAUCGCACAGCCCUGGGACAGCCAGCAGGGGGAGGCAGUGCACCCCAGCUUCGUUGCCAUGCAGCAGUCAUACAAUACCUUCAAGUAUUAUUCUCACUUCCUUUUCAAAGUGGUGACCAAGCUGGUGAACAGAGGCUACCAACCUCAUCUAGAGGAUUUCCUGCUUCGCAUUAACUUCAACAACUACUACAAAGACUCCUGAGCUGUGUACUGGUGUGUAUGUUGUACAUGAGUGUGAGUACUUGACAUAAUGCUGGCCAUUUGUUUGAUACUUAUCCAAUGGACCAUUGUGUAUCACGAGUGUUUAUAUGGCCGAAGACAGUUACUUUGACACAUAUAAUACAUCAUUUUCCAAAAUGAAUUUAAAGCCCCACCAGUUCUUUAUUAUUAUGGAUUUGACAUUCAAACCACUUAGGCCAAGUGAUAUGCAGGAUUUGAACUACAUGUCUGUGUGCUUGGUUAAUGGCUUUGCUUCCAAAGUUUGUGUGAGAUGAAGCUGAUGCCGUCUGUAAUGUCUCCCAUGCUCAGGUGUGCAUCCAGCUGUGUAUAAAUUAAAUUUCAAUUAUAUGUAAAUAGCUAAAAGUUGUCUAAUAAAGGUUUUAUUAUCUAGC